GUCGGCGUUGACGCCGGCGCUAAUGACAACGAUGCUGCGGAAAACACGUUUUUCUUUUCAUUCUUGCUUUUCAAGUUGCAAUUGCUAAUGAAGGAGAAAUAAACUGCAUUUUUUCGAUGUGAUAUAGAGUUAACUUUCCUUAAAGUCCAGAGGACACCCCAAGUUAUCAAACUGGAUUUCACAGAGGCAGCAGUUAAAUAGGCCGGAUUUUUUGGAAUUUACAGUACAUGGUACUGUAACGACUUGGAACGAAAAAGGACUCUUCUCUUUUUUAAGUAAUGCAAGCAGCAGUGAUGGAAGAAUCAAACGUAGAUACCGUUGAGCAACCCAUCAACACUACCACUAUCACCAACAACCAACAAGAGCAGGCCCAGCUCGAGCAACCGUCUUCACCCACUUCAGUCGCUACGCCGACAAGCACCAAUAGCGGCACCACCAGCAAUCCAACACCAACUUUUAGCUAUGAUGACUUGUUCCCGGCAUUGCCAGCGAAUACCUCUGCACCACUUAGCAGUAACGCUGCCCCAGCAUGUGUGCGGGUAACAACAUCGCAAAAAACUCAGGUGCUGCACGUAUCUGGCGAAGAACGUAAAACCACUGAAUCCGACAAGUUUGGUGAGGGUGAAUCGAAACGUAUCUGUCAGCAAAUUUCUAAAGAUACAGGCGCUCAAAUUGAAAUCGCAACUGGCAAGAAUCAAUCUUUGACCUUCUUGAUUAAGGGCAAGCAAAACGAAAUCCUGGAUGCACGUCGGCGCAUUUUGAUGCAUUUCUCUAUGCAAGCUAUCAAACAGGUUUCGAUACCGAAAGAACAUCAUAAAGUCAUUCUUGGUAGACGCGGCGACCGCUUGCACGAGCUAGAGCGUGUAACCGCAACACGCAUCAAUAUUCCCACCCAAACGGAGGAGAGUGAUGUCAUCACAAUUUCAGGUACUAAAGAGGGCGUUGAAAAGGCCGAGCAAGAGAUCCGCCAAUUGUCGGCUGAACAGAAUAAGAAGUGCACGGACCGCACUUCGGUGCCAAAAGUGUAUCAUCCGUUUAUCGUUGGCCCCAAUAAUGAAAAUCUCGCCAAGUUGAUGGAGGAAACUGGCGCGAAGGUCAAUGUGCCACCACAGUCGGUACAAAAGGACGAGAUUGUAAUUUCGGGCGAGAAAGAUGCUGUAGCCAAUGCAAAAGCCAAGGUGGAAGCCAUAUAUAAAGAGAUGGAAAAGAAGUGCUCCACUGUUAGUGUUGAAGUUGCGAAGUCGCAGCAUCGCUAUGUGAUCGGUCCGAAAGGUUCAACGUUGGCGGAUAUUCUUCGCAUCACUGGAGUUUCAGUUGAGAUGCCACCCACGGAUUCGCCAUUGGAGACAAUAACUUUGCGCGGACCGCAAGUGGCCUUGGGCAAUGCGUUGACCGUUGUUUACCAAAAGGCCAACUCUGUUAAAUCAGUUGAGAUCGAAGCGCCAAACUGGACGCAUAAGUAUGUUAUCGGGCGCAAAGGUGCCAAUAUGCGUCAACUGGAGGAGGAAUGCCCGAAUGUGAAUGUCUUCUGUCUGGACGAUAAAAUCAAACUAGAAGGCGAUCCAGAACGUGUUGACCAAGCAACAAACUAUCUCAACGAUAUUGUGCGCAACUACUUGGACCACUAUACGUAUGCGGUGAUGACCGUGAAUCCAUCCUACUAUAAGCAUAUCAUUGGUAAGGCUGGCGCAAACGUGAAUCGUUUAAAGGACGAACUGAACGUAAACAUAUAUAUUGAAGAGCGUGAAGGUCAGAAUACCAUACGUAUUGAAGGUCCGAAGGAGGGCGUUCAACAGGCUCAGCUUGAAUUACAAGAAAAAAUCGAUAAACUGGAAAAUGAAAAGUCAAAGGAUGUUAUCAUCGAUCGCCGUUUGCAUCGUUCGAUUAUUGGUGCCAAGGGUGAGAAGAUACGUGAGAUUAAGGAUCGCUAUCGUCAAGUUACUAUCACCAUACCAAGUCCUCAAGAAAAUACCGAUAUUGUUAAGCUCCGUGGUCCGAAAGAGGAUGUCGACAAGUGCCACAAAGAUUUGCUGAAACUAGUUAAGGAGAUACAGGAGUCAUCACACAUCAUUGAGGUACCAAUCUUCAAGCAGUUCCACAAAUUCGUCAUCGGCAAGGGCGGUGCCAAUAUCAAAAAAAUACGUGAUGAAACACAAACGAAAAUCGACUUGCCGGCUGAGGGCGAUACGAACGAAGUGAUUGUGAUCACAGGAAAGAAGGAAAAUGUGUUUGAGGCCAAGGAACGUAUUCAAAAGAUUCAAAACGAGUUGUCCGAUAUUGUUACGGAAGAGGUACAAAUUUCACCGAAGUUUUACAAUUCCAUCAUUGGCACAGGAGGUAAACUAAUAUCGGCCAUUAUGGAAGAAUGUGGUGGCGUUUCGAUUAAGUUCCCCACCAGCGACUCGAAGAGCGAUAUGGUUACAAUUCGAGGUCCAAAGGACGAUGUGGAAAAAGCCAAAGCUCAACUGCUCGAACUUGCCAACGAACGUCAAUUGGCUUCAUUCACUGCUGAGGUCCGUGCCAAACAGCAGCAUCAUAAAUUCCUGAUCGGCAAAAAUGGCGCUUCCAUCCGCAAGAUUCGCGAUGCUACUGGUGCCCGCAUAAUUUUCCCUUCCAAUGAAGAUGAAGAUAAGGAGGUUAUAAUAAUCAUUGGCAAAGAGGAUAGUGUGAAAUCGGCCAAAGAGCAAUUGGAGGCCAUUAUUAAAGAUAUUGAUCAAGUGACCGAGGGGGAGAUCUCCGUCGAUCCUAAAUUUCACAAGAACUUCGUCGCCAAGCGUGGCGAAAUCUUACAUCGCAUUUCCGAAGAAAACGGUGGCGUUUUGAUUUCUUUCCCGCGACAGGGCAUCGAUUCCGACAAGGUUACCUUGAAGGGCCCCAAAGAUUGCAUUGAGGCGGCGAAGCUACGCAUUGCUGAAAUUGUUGGCGAUUUAGAGGCGAUGGUCACCAUUGAUGUAGUUAUUCCACAGCGACUACAUCGUACCAUAAUGGGUGCACGCGGCUUCAAGGUACAGCAAGUGACUUCUGAGCACGAUGUUAACAUUAAAUUUCCGGAUCGCGAUGCUACUAAUCCAGUUGAGGGUUUGGUAAAUGGUACCAAUGGCAGUGGUGAGGAUGGUGAUGAAAAUGCGGAGCCUGUGCGGGAAUGUGAUAUUAUUCGCAUAAGCGGUCGCCUGGAAAAGUGCGAAGCGGCAAAGCAAGCUUUGAUUGAUUUGAUACCGAUCGUCAAGGAGCUAGAAGUGCCCUACGAUCUGCAUCGCACAAUCAUCGGUCCGAAAGGUGCCAACGUACGUCAAUUCAUGUCAACUUAUGAUGUGCACAUUGAGUUGCCGCCCAGCGAAACAAAGUCCGACUUGAUCAAACUUAGUGGUACACCGGCGCACGUAGCGGAAGCUGAGGCAGCUUUAGACAAAAUGAUUGAAGAGUACGAAGCAGAUCGUGCCGAUCGUGAGCUUCGUUCGUAUGAAUUGAAAAUCGAUGUGGAUACCCAGUAUCACUCAAAAUUGAUUGGUCGUCGCGGUGCCGUAAUCAAUAAGCUACGCGCCGAUCAUGACGUGCAAAUCUCGCUGCCAAAACGUACAGACCCCGAUCCACGAAUCAUCACCAUCACCGGCUACCAGACCAACACCGAAGCCGCGCGUGAUGCAAUUAUGGAAAUUGUCGGAGACUUGCAGGAUUUAUAUCGUGAGGUAAUCGAAGUAGACUCGCGCAUACAUUCGCACAUAAUCGGACAUCGUGGUCGGACCAUACGUAAGAUAAUCGAAGAUUAUAAGGUCGACAUCAAAUUCGCUUCCUCUGACGAUGCUCAAAAUAAUCCCAACGCCGUAACUAUUAUCGGCAAAGAGGAGGAUGUCGAAAAUGCCAAGGAAGUUAUACUCAAUAUGGCUGAGGACUAUACCAACGAAUAUUUGGACAAUUUGCCACCAUCACCACAGCCUCAGACAGUGGCGGCCUUCCUACCUGGCGGUAAUGAAAAUGGUUUUGUUAUUAAAGAUGCACCAUGGGAAAAAACUAACGACAGACACGGCAAGAGCUCUGCACCCAAUACUCAGUCGCAGGAGGAUUUCCCAGAUUUCGCAGCUGGAGGUCCAGCACCAGUGUCUUCACCCUUAACAUCAGCAUGGGGACCGAAAAACUAAAUUAAACAAAUUUAAACAGAAAAAAAA
This is a messenger RNA of Rhagoletis pomonella (apple maggot), 4163 nucleotides long. It is a transcript of the gene Dp1, whose product is annotated as vigilin. Gene Ontology annotation, molecular function: mRNA binding. The record is from RefSeq and is a predicted model, not a curated record. NCBI's taxonomy places the organism in Eukaryota, Metazoa, Arthropoda, Insecta, Diptera, Tephritidae. Bases 279 to 4136 code for a protein of 1285 amino acids. The transcript is spliced from 7 exons. Gene Ontology annotation, cellular component: nucleus; cytoplasm.